UAAAUACAAAUAAUGGCAUCGCUGCCGAUCUUCAACUUGUUUCCUUAAAAAACUGCCAAAAAAACAAACAAAAAACAAGACUGUACCAUGUCAACUUAUAGUUCUCUUCGACAGACGAACAUGAACAAAUCUCAAGAUGGAGAGUUACAAGGAUCAACAAAUAGUGGCAAUUUGAUGGGAAAACUAAGAAGGCUACAAAAAGGUAACAGAGCUUUGGAAGGGGAAAUCAAAGAGCUCAAGCUAACCAGUGAAGCGCUGCAAAAGGACCUUGAUGCUUUACAAGCUCGGACCAACCAAUUAGAGAAGGAUUAUAAGGAAAAAGAAGAACUGUGCAGGAAAUUACAGUUCCAGUACGACAAAUCAGAGCAAGACUUUGAGAGAGAGAUGAAGGAUCACAAAAUGAGAAAAGACCUGCUGGAGCAAUACAGAUGUGAAAUACAAGAAUUCAAGCUUAGGCACAGGAAGCUGAGGAUGAGAUUUGAAAAUCAGCUUCAGCAUCUCAUGGAGAAGCACAAGAAACUUCACUGUGUCUUUGCCCCAGAAAGGCUUCCAGGAGAAUUGGAGAGAGCUGAAAAUAAAAAAACUCAGCUGUUGUCUGUUGAAAAACUGAAGUUGACUCAGCUGCAGAAGCUCGAAGAGGAAACUGAAGCGGCGAAGACAAAGAAGCAGCUGGAGAUGGAGGUUGCUCAGUUUUAGGACAAGUAAACAGUUUACUUACAGAGUUCAAGGUAUUAUAAUUUAGUUUGAAAAAGGAAAGGUUCAUUGUAGUUUGUAGACAAAUUCCAUAUGCCUCUAAUGGUGACUUAAAAAAUGUCUAUUCAGUACGUUUUCUAGUCAUUGAUAGCCUCUUGUUACUGGUUCUGUGAGGAUAUGACUCAUUUGUCAGUAUGUUUUUCUAGCUAAUGCAUUUGAUUUAUCCAAUAAACCAAAAUAACUUGCA
Oryzias latipes (Japanese medaka) is the source of this 940-nucleotide messenger RNA. RefSeq lists its product as uncharacterized. Gene Ontology annotation, biological process: synaptonemal complex assembly. Gene Ontology annotation, cellular component: synaptonemal complex. The record is from RefSeq and is a predicted model, not a curated record. NCBI's taxonomy places the organism in Eukaryota, Metazoa, Chordata, Actinopteri, Beloniformes, Adrianichthyidae.